CGCCCCUCCCCAUUAUUUUCGGAGCUAGAAACAUCGUCCACCAGCGCUAUCACAAAGUCACACUCGCAUACAGACCCUCGCGAUCCAACACUCUCACCACACUCAAUCCAUUGCCAUCGGCUUCAGAACCUUCUUGUCUGGAGUUUUUUGGCGCUCUUGACAUCCGAUUCCUCCGCCACACCUACACAUCAGUUCGCCAUGGCACCUCCGAGAAUAAAAAAGCUCACCGCGCAGCCGAUCCGCACACGUCAUUUUGCAGGCAAACCCGCAGCCGCCGAAGUCGAAGAUCCAUCAAGCAGCUCCGAAUCCGAGUCAGAACAGGAAGAGGUCAAGUCGAAGCCCUUCCUCAAGCCCAAGGCCGCGCCUCUUGCCUCCUCAUUCCCCAAAGCAGCCCUGAAAGCGAAACUUGCGGCGCGGAAAAAGCCGGAGGUACAAAUAAAUCAAGACGAGUUUGAGACGGAAAGCGAAGGGGAGGAGGACGAAUCAGACAACGAGGGUAGUGGGAGCGAUAGCGGUAGUGGAAGCGACGAAUCAUCGUCCGAAGAAGAAGAUAGCAGCGAAGACGAAGCACCAAAACUAUUACGGCCCGUAUUCCUCAAGAAAUCCCAACGCGACCAAGUAGCAGCUCCUGCAAAAACCGCCGAGGAAUUACACGCCGAGGAGGAGAAACGGAAACAAGAACAAGCCCGCGCGCUUGUCCAAGCACAAAUCGAACAGCGCGCCGCCGCAAAAGCAGCCGGCACAAAAGACUGGGACGAUGACGUUGAAGAAGCAGACAUCAACGCCAUAGACGACACAGACCGCACAGAUCCAGAUGCCGAAUACGCAGCCUGGAAACUCCGCGAGCUAAAACGCAUCCGUCGCGAGCGCCUCGCCAUCGAAGAAGCAGAAGCCGAGCGUGCAGAAAUCGAGCGCCGGCGCAACCUCACAGACGCUGAGCGGGAAGCCGAGGACCGCGAGUACAUUGAGAAGCAAAAGGAAGCCCGCGAAGGCGACCGCGGCGAUAUGCAGUACAUGCAGAAGUACUUUCACAAGGGCGCCUUUUUCCAGGAGGAACUCAAGGAACUCGGCAUUGAUAAGCGCAAUGCCAUGGGCGCCCGUUUCCAGGACGAAACAAAUCGCGAACUUUUACCGGAGUAUAUGCAGAUUCGCGAUAUGACGAAGCUUGGUAAAAAGGGCCGCACGAAAUACCGCGAUAUGAAGAGCGAGGAUACGGGGACGUGGGGCGAUUACGCCGAUGUGCGGCGGCCGAAAGGCGAUUAUGGUCUGGAUGAGCGGUUUCGCUCGGAUGGCAACGGCGGCGGCGGUUACCGUGGACGCGACGGGGAGGGCGCGACGGGCGCGAAUGCAAAACCGCUGGGAAUGGAACGGAAACGGGGUGGUGAGGCGAGUGGUAGUGGAGAUAGGGAUUCAAAGAAGCCUAGGACUGAUUGA
Messenger RNA from Periconia digitata, 1434 nucleotides. NCBI's taxonomy places the organism in Eukaryota, Fungi, Ascomycota, Dothideomycetes, Pleosporales, Periconiaceae. The record is from the annotation of a GenBank genome assembly.